Molecule: messenger RNA, 1713 nt
Organism: Exophiala oligosperma
Lineage: Eukaryota; Fungi; Ascomycota; Eurotiomycetes; Chaetothyriales; Herpotrichiellaceae
Exons: 4
Coding region: 1-1608 (535 amino acids)
Biological process (GO): transmembrane transport; amino acid transport
Cellular component (GO): membrane
Molecular function (GO): transmembrane transporter activity
Source: RefSeq, a predicted model, not a curated record
AUGGCUGACGGGAUUCUUUUGGGUGAGGGCGUUGCCGAAGGCGAACGAAAGAAAUCAUCAUCACUUCGAGAUCUCGCCAAUGCAGACGACGUAGUCAUUACUCUCAACGGACAAAUCAUCAAUGCCUCAGGCCAUGCAGACCAACUUCAACGACAAUACGGCUUCCUCAGCAUCCUAGGCUUAGCCUUGACGGUCGACAAUGCAUGGGUUGCUCUAGGAACUUCUCUGGCUGUAUCGAUAUACAACGGCGGCCCGCCAGGUGUCAUCUGGGAGCUCUGGGUGGCCGCAUUCUACUACACCUUCAUCAACGCUUCGAUCGCCGAGCUCGCGUCUUCAGUGCCCAGUGCCGGCGGCGUCUAUCACUGGGCUUCCAUCACCCCAGGCCCUAAAUGGGGUCGUCCAAUCGGUUUCUUCGCGGGCGCACUCAACUACUUCGGAUGGCUCUUCGACCUGGCUUCGAUAGUGUACAUCAUGUCGGAGCUUUGCGUGCAAAUGUACUUCUUAUACCAUCCAGACUAUGUCAUUCAACAGUGGAACCUGUUUGUGGGACUUCUGUGCAUCACGGUUCUCUGCGUGUCGGUGACCAUAUUUUUCAACGGCAUCCUACCUUACCUGCAGCACUUUGGGCUUUUUGUUGUCACGGUGGGAGGACUGAUCACCAUCAUCGUGCUAGCGGCCAUGCCUUCCUCCCAUGCCUCGAACGGAUUUGUGUGGACCGAUUUUGCCAAUGAUACGGGCUGGAGUGGCGGCGUCGCCUUCCUCACCGGUGUCCUCAAUGGUGCUUUCACGAUUGGAACACCCGAUGCAGUCACACACAUGGCAGAAGAACUCCCAAACCCGAAACACGACCUCCCCAAAGCCAUAUUCGCCCAGAUUGCUCUCGGUUUCCUCUACGCCUUCUGCUUCGCCAUUGCACUAUUCUAUGGCGUCAACGACCUCUCGGCCGUACAAAACAGCAAUGGAUCCUUCCCGCUCGCCGAAGCAUACCACCAAGCCACAGGAAGCAGAGCCGCCACGUUUGGCCUCCUCUUCAUCAUCUUCCUGUCCCUCACGCCUUGUCUAAUCGGUACCUUCCUGACCGUCGGUCGUACGUGGUGGGCGCUGGCACGAGACAACGCCACUCCCCUUGCAUCCUUCUUCGGCCGCGCCAAUGAACGCCUCAGCUGUCCCGUCGAAGCUACCGUUCUAACGGGCAUUCUGACCAUCGGCCUCGGCGCAAUCACCCUCGGAAGCAAAACGGCCUUCACCGACCUGGCCGGAUCGUUUGUCAUCCUAAGCAGUACCUCGUACGCGUUGGCCUUUGGCCCCAACAUGUUCACAGGCCGAAAGUACAUGCCUGUCGGACCUUUCCACUUGGGCCGAUGGGGUUACCUGAUCAACGGCCUGGCUACUCUGUUUAUCGUCAUCUUUGACAUCUUUUAUUGCUUUCCGUACGCGCUACCGACAACGACAGCAUCCAUGAACUACAACUCGGUCAUCCUGAUAGGGGUCGUAGUAUUGACUACCUUCUGGUGGUUUGUACACGCGAUCCGUAAAUAUGACGGGCCAAACGUCCAGGCCAUGAUUGAUGCGAACGUGGUGUCGUUGAGGAGGAAAUCCAAGGUCUAAAUGAAGAUGGUACAUGGUCCGAGGAACAGGUCUUUGGAAAAGUGAAGUCUACAUAGAUGCCAAUGGUGUAAAAUAUGUGUGUUUGUGAGAGAGUGAGAAAACGAG